Messenger RNA from Closterium sp. Naga37s-1, 2361 nucleotides. NCBI's taxonomy places the organism in Eukaryota, Viridiplantae, Streptophyta, Zygnematophyceae, Desmidiales, Closteriaceae. The record is from the annotation of a GenBank genome assembly.
AUGUUCCUGGCGAGGCGAGUACUAGCCUCGCCGCGACUAUUUUCUAACUCGCGGCGAGUGAAUAGAUUGUCUCCUUUUUGGACGAGUCACGAGUCGGGCGAUAGCGAAAACCACGCGCAACGAGAAAUUCUCGCCUCGCGUCGUUACUCGAGCGAGUCGGGCAAAAACGAGGCGAGUAAUAACACUCCCCUCACUGCUUCCUCACGCGUAGAGGAGGAGCACGAGGAUCCCAGCGCUGAGCGGCAGCAGCAGCAGCAUGGCGCGGCGCAACAGGGGGUAUUCCCCCAAUCCAGCAACGUGCGCGCAUCUGCCACGUUUCAGGCGCCUCAAGAGGAGCCUCAGCAGCCGCAGCAGGGGGGAUUGCCGCUGUCCAGCGGCGAGCGCGCAUCGCCCAUGGUGGAGCACAUUCGCUCCAUGAUCCGCUUUCGCGGCGGGCCGAUCAGCCCCUCCAUCCCGCCCUUCUCUCCUCCCCCGCGCACAACAGGUGCUGAUGAGCAGCAGCGCAGGCGGGUAAUACAUGCGCAGGUGCUGACUACUUUCAAGGCGCCUCAAAAGGGUGCUGACGAGCAGCAGCGCAGGCGGGUACUACAUGCACAGGAACGACUUUUGAGGCGCCUUAAACGAGUGCAUCCGCCCUCACUCCCCCUCCUGGUCCCCCGAACACAACUCCAGGUGCUGACGAGCAGCAGCGCGGGCGGGUACUACAUGCAGCGGGACGUGUUCGGCCGGGAGGGCGACUUCAUCACGUCGCCUGAAAUCAGCCAGAUGUUCGGCGAGAUGGUGGCGGUGUGGGUGAUGAUGACAUGGCAGCAGCUGGGCGCGCCCCCUCGAGUGCACCUGGUGGAGCUGGGGCCGGGCAGAGGGACGCUCAUGGCUGACCUGCUGCGCUCAUCCGCCAAGUUCACGCCCUUCAGUGCAGCGGUGGAGGUGCAUCUGGUGGAGGUGAGCCCGGCUCUCAGGCGCCUGCAGUGGGCCGCCCUCAAAUGCCAAGCUGCAGAGGCAAAAGAGGGGAGGGCGGAUGAUGGCGGGGCGGAGGGGAGGAAGGCAAGCGCUGGUGGAUUGGCGUCAGCAGGUGAAGCAGCAGCAGUAGCAGAAGCAGGCGGGCUUAUCUCCCAAGGGUCACCGUCUGCAGCACCAUUGCAACCACAAUCACCCUCCUCCUCAUCGUCGUCCUCCUCCUCAUCAUCUUCACCAUCACAACCACCAUUUUCACCAUCACCAUCACCACCAUCACCAUCACCAUCACCAUCACCAUCACCAUCACCAUCACCAUCACCAUCACCAUCACCAUCACCACCAUCACCAUCAGCAUCAGCAUCACCACCAUCAUCAUCCGGAGAAGCAGCGGCAGCAGAGGAGGCAUCCCCAGGGAGAGGAGUGUCGGGGCUGAGUGGCGCCUCUGUUACGUGGCACUCUGCUCUGGAGGACGUACCUGAGGGAGUGCCCACCAUCAUCAUCGCACACGAGUUCGUUGACGCGCUGCCCAUGCAUCAGUUCCAGAAAACGGAGAGAGGGUGGUGUGAGAAACUGGUUGAUGUGGCGGAACCGGACAAAGAAGGCCAUCCAUCUGAAGCACCCUCCAAACCGAGCCAUGCACAAGGGGACACCACCGCCCAUCCAUCUGCCGACUACCCUUUCCGUUUCGUCCUUUCCCCGGGGCCGACUGCGGCAAGCACUCUUUGUCUUCUUCCUCGCAUGCAAUGGGCCCCACUGGAGGAGCGGGCGGCAGCCGUCCACGUGGAAGUUUGUCCUAUAGCAGUGAAGAUUGCGCUGCAGAUCACGGAGAGGGUGGCGAGAGACGGUGGGGCGGCGCUGAUAGUGGACUACGGGGAGGACAGACUGAUAUCAGACAGCCUUCAGGCCAUACGCAAGCAUGAGUUUGUGAACGUGCUGGAUGCGCCCGGCACGGCGGAUCUGAGUGCGUAUGUGGACUUUGCCGCCCUCCGCCAAGCCGUCACCGACUCCAACUUACCAGCGAAGGCUUAUGGCCCCAUCACCCAGUCACAAUUAUUGGGGCGGCUGGGCAUCAACUUCCGAGUGGAGGCGCUGCUGCGAGUGGCCUCGGAGCAGCAGGCGGAGGCUCUCAGGGACGGGUACUGGCGCCUCGUGGGGGACGGGGAACCCCCGUGGCUCGAUGAGGACGAUGAGAGUGAGGGCGUGGAGGGGAAGGUGGCAGAGCGGGAGGGGGAGGUGGGAGUGCGUGGGGCUGAUGCUGGGGCUUGUGAGGGUGAGAGUGAUUCUUCUGAGGAAGGUGGUGGUGGUGGUAGCAGUGGCAAGAGGUCAUUUGUGGGCAUGGGAUCGAGGUACAAAGCUCUUGUGAUUGCAAGUGAGAAGCUAGGAGUGCCCGUUGGAUUCGAAUGA